GAAAGCGCAGCUUCGUUCCUAUAUAUACCAGAGCCUUUAUUAAGGUUAUAUUUUCUUCGCUCUUUUCCAGUUUUCCUUCCUUCUGAAUUGGGUUUGGCGUUGAUUUUGAGCUUCAUUUUCGUUUCUCUGAAUCCCUUCCCAUUCGCUCCUUCUUCUGGUUUUUGGAGCAGACAACUGCAUUCUCCAAUAUUCCGUUCACGUCCUCGGAUUCUUGAUUGGAGCUUUUAAGUCGGGCCCAUAACGUGUGGUUGGAUAUUGUAUUGUUUCCUCUCUACUAAGUGGGGCGGAAGAACCUUUUAUUAUGCACAACCACCGAGCGCCCACACUUUGAGAUAUCAGUCUAUUGCCUGAACAUUUGAUCGCUAGGAACAUGAUAAGAUUUCAGAAGCUCUGCAUUUGAUGGACUGCUUGCCUAGCGGUUGCGACAAGAAGGCAUUGAAGAGGUGGUUUUUUAUUGAUAAGAGGGUUGGGUGAAGAAUAUAUCUGAGACUUAUCUGUUGCUUAGCGUCUCUGUAGAUUACUCAGCUGUUACAUUCGACAUAGUUUUUGCAUUAUAAGUUGUGCUACAAAUCUGGAUCCGAUGGACCUGAAGUCAUCCCGUGCUGCUUCUGUUCUUACCGAUCCUGGCCCCAUAAAUAAGUCAAGACUUUGCAUGCAUUCCAGUGUGCUGCCUUAUUCACCUCCACGAGCAGCUUUCUCUCCAGGCCUUCUCCUGAUAAUCCCGAGGAAGAAGACCGGAAUACUUGAUGACUUCCGCACUAGCAGUUGGCUGGAUGCCAUGAAGUCUUCUUCUCCUCCACCUAAGAUAGCAGCAACCAAGGAUGAGUAUUCAUCAACUGAGGCUGAUGUUGCGUACAAUGCCUGGAUGGCUAAGUAUCCAUCAGCACUUGAAUCUUUUGAGCAGAUUGCAAACCAUGCAAAAGGAAAGAGAAUAGCAUUGUUUCUGGAUUAUGAUGGGACACUUUCCCCAAUUGUAGAUAAUCCUGACUGUGCAUUCAUGUCUGAUGCUAUGCGUGCUGCUGUAAAAAGGGUGGCAAAAUACUUCCCGACGGCAAUAAUUAGUGGAAGAAGCCGUGACAAGGUGUAUGAGUUUGUAGGGCUAACAGAACUCUAUUAUGCGGGUAGUCAUGGAAUGGACAUCAUUGGCCCUGUUAGAGAAAAUAUAUCUGAUGAUCAUCCGAAUUGUAUUAGAUCAAUGGAUGAGCAGGGCAAGGAAGUUAAUUUGUUCCAGCCUGCUGGUGAAUUUUUACCUAUGAUCAAUGAGGUUUUUGGAUCCCUUGUUGAAUGUACUAAAGAUAUUAGAGGAGCAAAAGUUGAGAAUAAUAAGUUCUGCAUCUCUGUACAUUACCGUAAUGUAGAUGAGAAGAGUUGGACCGUAGUAGCCCAACGUGUCGAUGAUGUUCUAAAAGACUACCCACGUCUGCGUUUGACUCAUGGUCGCAAGGUUUUAGAGGUCCGUCCUGUGAUCAAUUGGGACAAGGGGAAAGCUGUCACGUUUUUACUUGAGUCACUUGGGUUGGGUCACUCUGAUGAUGUGCUCCCAAUAUAUGUUGGAGAUGACCAGACUGAUGAAGAUGCAUUUAAGGUUCUAAGAGAGGGCAAUCGGGGUUACGGCAUUUUAGUCUCUUCUAUACCCAAGGACAGCAGCAGUGCAGAUUACUCGCUGAGGGACCCAUCAGAGGUCAUGGAGUUUCUCUCGUCACUGGUAACAUUGAAAAAAUCAAGUGCUCUAUAAAUAUUUUAUAGGAUGGCAAAGAAGAUAUUACUCUAACAUACGCAUACAGUAAAGACAGCCUACAACAUGUUUUGAGCUUUCUAGAGUACAUACGGAGAGGUUUUGGAGCAUAGUUUUCAUUUCGUCAGGGGACUUUAUUUGGGUUUUCUUUCUAGUGUUGUUGUGCCUGCCAUAGAUGUUUCUGCUCAAAGCUUCUUGUCUUGAAAAUUGUAUAUUCCUUGCUCUGAUUAUCUUCUUCCCGAUACUGGCACUGAAGUUUUACCUUCAAAUCAUCAUAUACAAGUGUAUCAAUCAUUCAUUAGCCCCUCAGUUUUGGUCAGAGUACAUCUCCUUUUGGCUUUUGGGGUUUGUAUAAUAGAAAUAAAUAUUUUUAAGUCAUUUGUUAAUUCUUUUAA
Molecule: messenger RNA, 2130 nt
Organism: Carya illinoinensis
Lineage: Eukaryota; Viridiplantae; Streptophyta; Magnoliopsida; Fagales; Juglandaceae
Product: trehalose-phosphate phosphatase A
Exons: 15
Coding region: 581-1735 (384 amino acids)
Biological process (GO): trehalose biosynthetic process
Molecular function (GO): trehalose-phosphatase activity
Source: RefSeq, a predicted model, not a curated record